AUGGGCUCCUCGACGAUGGACUCGUCGGAGAAGAACGAGGUGCACGUCGAGCGCGUCCCAAACACCGUCACCGACAAUGCUGUCUUAGGGAAGAUCUUGCCCGCAGCUGGAUUGCCAGCUGAAUUCGCCCACCUAGACGAAAAGAAGAUUCUGCGCAAGAUGGACAUGCGAUUGAUUCCCGUCCUGGCUCUCCUCUACCUGCUCUCCUUUCUCGAUCGCGGCAACAUUGGCAACGCCAACAUCGAAGGCCUCUCCGACGACCUGCACCUCACCCCCGACCAGUACAACUGGUGCCUCACCGUCUUCUUCUUCACCUAUGCCGCCUUUGAGGUGCCCAGCAACCUGAUGCUCAAAAAGCUGCGUCCCAGCCGCUGGCUGCCCACCAUCAUGGUCGCCUGGGGCGUCGUCAUGACGCUCAUGGGUAUCGUCCGCAGCUACCGCGGCCUCUUGGCCACGCGUAUCUUUCUCGGUGUCGCCGAGGCUGGCCUCUUUCCCGGCGUCGCUUACUACCUGACCAUGUGGUACUGCCGCCACGAGAUUCAGCUACGCCAGGCCAUGUUCUUCUCGGCCGCCUCGGUGGCCGGCGCCUUUAGCGGCCUCCUCGCCUUUGCAAUUAGCAAGAUGGACGGCGUCGGCGGCCUUGAGGGCUGGCGCUGGAUCUUUAUCCUCGAAGGGCUCGUCACGGUCGUCGUCGCGAUCGUGUCCUACUUUUUGCUCUAUGACUUCCCCGAGACGGCGGGCUUCCUGACGGAAGAAGAGCGCGCGUUUGUCGUGUAUAGACUUCGGUAUCAGGGCCAGGUCGCGAGCACGACGACGACGUCGUCAGAAGGUCCCGCCAGCGCCAAGGUCGCGCAGUCGGAGGAGUUUCAGUGGAAGUACGUGUGGCAGGCAUUUACCGACUGGCAGAUUUACGUCAAUAUCUUCGUCUACUGGGGUGUUGUGUGCCCGUUGUACGGCAUUAGCCUGUUUCUCCCCACCAUCAUCAAGGACCUCAACUACACCAACAGCACCGCCCAGCUCAUGACCGUUCCGAUCUACAUUACCGCUUCGGUUCUUGCCGUGUUUGGCGCGUUUCUCUCCGACAGAGCCGGCGUGCGAAGCCCCUUCAUCAUCUCGCUACUCUGCGUCAUGGCUGCUGGCUUUGGCAUGUGCAUUGGCUCCGACAAUCCAAAAGUCGUCUACGGCGGCGUCUUUAUCGUCGCCUGCUGCAUCUACCCAGCAUUUCCCGGCGUCAUUGCUUGGCUGUCCAACAACCUCGCUGGCAGCUACAAGCGUAGCGUCGGCAUGGCCCUCCAAAUUGGCAUCGGCAAUCUCGGUGGUGCCAUGGCGUCGAACUUUUACCGCAAAAAGGACAAGCCAAGAUUCAUUCUAGGCCACGCGCUCGAGCUGGGCUUCAUCGGCGUGGGCACCAUCGCGGCCGUCCUCCUCGUGCUGUCGUACCGCCGCAUCAACCACAAGCGCGACAGGCAGAUGCGCGAGGGCGCAGAUCGCCUGCACACCGAGGAGGAGCUGGCCGCCAUGGGCGACAGGGCGGUCACGUUUCGGUACAUGUAUUAA
Molecule: messenger RNA, 1557 nt
Organism: Akanthomyces muscarius
Lineage: Eukaryota; Fungi; Ascomycota; Sordariomycetes; Hypocreales; Cordycipitaceae
Exons: 7
Coding region: 1-1557 (518 amino acids)
Biological process (GO): transmembrane transport
Cellular component (GO): membrane
Molecular function (GO): transmembrane transporter activity
Source: RefSeq, a predicted model, not a curated record